CACAGCAGACACACCAGGUUGCAGAACUCUUAGCAAUCCCCACUACCAGAUACCACCAUUGCCCACAUCUCCCAACGAGGCCCUAUGAGCAGACCGAGAAGCCAUGUCUCUUGUCUGAGUAUGCAGAAAAAUACCCGCUCUACCCCGGUAUUCAACCCAGGGAAUCAUGUAAACCCAAAGCAGAAUAUAUUAAGCAGCCAGUGCUCAUGGAAGGCAUGACAACUGCCAGGAGAGAUUAUGUCCCUCAUGAUGUGAAACCUAUAAAACUGAGACCUCCAGACCAAUAUGUUAGGAAUAAUGAAAAUAUGGACACAUUGUCCACGUACAAGCAAGACUACAAUGCUUACCCCAUUAAUCGGGUGGCUCCUUGUUUGCCUGAGGGACAAAACUAUGCCUCUGAUGAGAAGAUGACCACAAUACCUACAUACAAAGGCGAUUACGUGGCAUGGAAUCAGCCAAAAAGGGAAAUGAUUAAGCCAGACACAGCUUACCAUCCAUCAGAUGCAAAAUUUGAUCACCGAACUACUAGCCAGGAUGCUUAUCCUUACAAGGGGCCAGUAGUUACCAAGAGCUACAAACCUUUUCAGGCACCCCACAUCUCCAAGAUUCCCUUGGAAGAUAUGACAAACUAUAAGUUGAGCUACGUACAACAUCCUUUGGCAAAACGUCAUGUCCACGAAUAUACGCCGUUCAAGCCCAGUGAUGCCCCAUUUGACGGUCUCACCACACACAACCUGUCUUACAAAGGGUUGGCAGGAGAGCCUGCUAAGUCUUUGAAGCCAUCUCAUAAGUUGCCAGAGCAAGACAAUCCCUUUGUUGGCACUACUGAAUUUCAGGAAAAGUUCCAAGCAUGGCCAGCUCCUCCCCGCUUUUCCAAAAAACGCGAUGUCUAUGUACCACCCAAUAUCAAGAUGGAUCUCAAGACAUCUGCACAGAUUCAUUAUGGAAAUCCUCACGGCCAGCCAGCAACAUCAUGUAAACCUUUGGCCCGUGUUCAACAAAACAUAGAUCCUUUCGACUACAGAUCUACCAUGAAAGAUGAUUACCAGCCUUGGCAGUAUGCAAAACCAAAUGCCAUUUUCCCUAAAUCAACUAUCACGUUGCCAGUUGAACCCAUGGACACUCUGACUACUUUUCAGGCCCAUUAUGUGCCUCAUCCUCUUCAUGUCACUAAAAGCUUCAGACCCCGUUUACCCGGCCCUAAGCCACUUGCACCAUUUGCCCAGGAAACCACAUAUGCCACAAGCUAUACCCCAAAGAAACCAGUCCUGUGCCCUGCAGCUUUCAAAGAGCCGCCUGGUUAUGUAUUUGAAAAGGUUGAUGAAGGUGGCCACAGACGGUUCCGUCCUGCUUCCAUGGCCCAAUCCUGAUGUCUCUCAAAGUCAAAGAUAGCGUAUUGCAGAAGCAGCCUUUCUCAUGGGGAACUAAAACAAGUUCCCAAGAACAAGCAUUGGAAGGCUGAUCUUUUUAACCUGCCUUAAAAUAGUUGAUUUUUAUUCCUUGAUGAAUGCUAUUAAUAUUAAUAUUAAAACCCAUUUGUUUGGGAGCAAUGCCUGCUGGUAAAGCUGAAUAAAUAACUGAUA
Sphaerodactylus townsendi is the source of this 1583-nucleotide messenger RNA. It is a transcript of the gene SAXO1, whose product is annotated as stabilizer of axonemal microtubules 1. Gene Ontology annotation, cellular component: ciliary basal body; centriole; axonemal microtubule. The record is from RefSeq and is a predicted model, not a curated record. NCBI's taxonomy places the organism in Eukaryota, Metazoa, Chordata, Lepidosauria, Squamata, Sphaerodactylidae. Gene Ontology annotation, biological process: microtubule anchoring. Gene Ontology annotation, molecular function: microtubule binding. The transcript is spliced from 4 exons. The coding region runs from base 207 to 1370 and encodes 387 amino acids.